Messenger RNA from Scylla paramamosain (green mud crab), 1680 nucleotides. Its product is annotated as tigger transposable element-derived protein 7-like. NCBI's taxonomy places the organism in Eukaryota, Metazoa, Arthropoda, Malacostraca, Decapoda, Portunidae. The record is from RefSeq and is a predicted model, not a curated record. The transcript has a single exon. Gene Ontology annotation, cellular component: nucleus. The coding region runs from base 1 to 1680 and encodes 559 amino acids. Gene Ontology annotation, molecular function: DNA binding.
AUGGCGCCUGGGGAAAAGAGAAAGAGCGUUUUUCUCAGUAUUGCUGAUAAGCUGAGAGUCAUAGAGCGUCUGGAGGCUGGGUACUCUGUGAAGAACGUAGCUCAAGAGUUCGGUCUUGGACUGUCGACGGUGAAGGAUCUGAAGAAGAACAAAGAAAAACUCAGAAGUUUCUCGCAGAGAUUCGAGGCAGGCAGCAACACAAUCAAGAUCAGAAAAACGAUGAGGCGACUGCCGUCCGAGGCAAUCGACGAGGCAGUUUACAAGUGGUACAGUCAGCAUCGGUCGAACGGGGUUUCUGUUCGAGGCACUGAAAUCUUAGCUGCUGCCAAACGCUUCGCCAAGCAACUGAACGUACAAAAGUUCACCUUGAACAGUGGAUGGUUAUGGCGAUUUCAGAAUCGGCACGGUUUGCCUGGAAUAAGAAAUUCUGUGGAAGCACAAAAUGGUGAUGACAUCGUCGAAGUGGAUCUAUUUCGACAGAAGCUGAAGGAAAUCAUUGAACAGUCAAACUUGUCGUUAGCGCAACUUUAUAACUUCGAUGAGACUGGGCUUCUCUACAGUAUGCUCCCCGAAGACCUGCUAUCAACCAAGCCCAAUGAAUCUGUGGAAGAACAGAAGCUUUCCAAGGAGAGACUGUCGGCGCUGCUCUGCGUUAAUGCCAACGGGUCCCACCGUCUGAAGGCAGUAAUUGUUGGAAAGCACAGGUGGCCAUGCGUAGUAAACAAAUGCUUUCAUCAGCUACCGGUGCAUUACUACCACAAUCCAAGUGCUUGGUUCACCUGGGAUAUCGUUCAGGAUUGGUUUUUCAAGCAUGCUGAACCUGAAAUUCGCCGCUUUCAAGUCGAGGAUUUGAAAAUAGCACCAAGUGAUGUUUGUGCUCUCAUCCUUAUGGACAGGGCCCCUGUGCAUCUCGACAGUCAUGCAUUGAGCAGCCAUGAUGGGAGGAUAAAAUGUCUUUUGAUUCCUCCUAAUGUAUCAUUGGCACAACCCAUGGAGCAGGGAAUCAUUCUUUCGACCAAGAGGCUUUACCGGAAGAAAUUUCUUGACGAGGUGCUGAUUCUCCCUGAAGAAAUUGCUGAUGGAGACCAUGACAUCCAAGAGAUAAGGCCCUUGACAAACAUCAAGAAUUACAGCCUCAAGGCCGCCAUCUUUAACUUUGCUGACGCCUGGCGGGAUAUGCCUCAGUCCACCUUGACGAACUCCUGGAAGCGCUUGCUAAGCAAUAGCGAUGUUCAGUGGGAGAUGGAAGGUAUUGAAGUUGCAGAUUUCCUCAAAACCUUCACUGCUGUAGGAAGAACUAGAGUGACCGAAUCCAUUGUGUUUGCAUGGCUGGAGGAAGAUGAGGUGGAUCCUGGGUACCAGAUGUUGACGGAGGAGGAAAUCGUCAAGGAUGUCUUACAGUCGCGUGGCAAGGGUACCCCUGAUGACGAUAACGAUGAAGCAUUGCAAGGAAAAAAGAGAAUUAAACUCUCCACCAUCCGUAACCAUUGUGAUAUUAUCCUUGCAUACCUAGACACCUCCGAAGACCCAGCACUUCAAGACUAUUAUGAACAAUUCCGUAAUUUCAGGCAAAUCAUCAUCCAAAGGCAACAGAGGAAUACUUCGCAAAUGGAUGUUCAUAGCUUCUUCCGCCCCCGGGAAGCCACUUUACCACCCAACACAUCUGGACCAAGCGCUUAA